AUGUUCCUCUCUACUAGAUAUAAUCCUUUUGACUAAUUCGACAGAACUUUCAACUCAUUUUGGGAUGAUGAUUUCUCUGAUUUCUUCUCUACCAUUAGAGUUCCACAAACUAGAAGAAUCUCAAAAGAAGAGCAGUUGAAAAGAAAACUUAAUCAGCUUCAUGAAGAAGAAAAUGAAAUCAAUCACUAUAUUAAACAAUAUGAAUCUUAAAUUGAAUAAUUGAAGAAGAAUAAAGAGCAUGUUGAAAAAUAAAAAAAUGUUAUUACUGAAUAAAUAACUAAGAUAGUAGAAGAAAAGAAAAAACAAUUAGAAACUAACCAAAAUGAAAAUAAUUAAAAUUAAAAAUCUGAAAGCCAUGUAUUUAAGAAGGUACACUAUAUUUCUGAUGGCAUGGAAAUAGAAGAGUAAUACGAUAGCACUAAUCCUAAAAACUGUUAUAAGAUUAUUAGAAAAUAAGGAGAAGCUCCACAAAUAAUUAGUGGUGAAUAAUAACAUAAUUAAAUUGAAUAAAACAAUACUGAAGAGCAAUAAUAAGUUUAAAGAUAGAAAUUAGGAAAUGGACUUGAUGAAAAAUUAGAAUAACUAUGCAAAAUGACUGGAAAAACAUUUUCAGAACUUGAAAAUUUUGUUGUUGAAAAUAAAGACCUUACAAUUGGUUAAUUAUUUGAUAAAGCAUCUGAAUAAAAAUUAAUUUGA
Molecule: messenger RNA, 696 nt
Organism: Tetrahymena thermophila SB210
Lineage: Eukaryota; Ciliophora; Oligohymenophorea; Hymenostomatida; Tetrahymenidae
Exons: 1
Source: RefSeq, a predicted model, not a curated record